AUGACUCUAAAUGUCACCAGUAUGGAUGGAGAAGAGUUAAUAGCUGAAAGAGAUUCAUCUUUUCGUGUCCUUACAGGCUGUUUCCUUUCUGUCCUAAUACUUUCAACACUUCUAGGUAACACCUUGGUGUGUGCUGCUGUUGUUAGGUUUCGCCACCUAAGGUCCAAAGUCACAAACUUUUUUGUGAUUUCACUGGCCGUGUCAGACCUUUUAGUAGCGGUCUUGGUCAUGCCUUGGAAAGCAGUUGCGGAGAUUGCUGGUUUUUGGCCUUUUGGUUCAUUCUGCAACAUCUGGGUUGCUUUUGAUAUAAUGUGCUCAACAGCUUCGAUUUUGAACCUUUGCGUAAUCAGUGUGGAUAGAUACUGGGCCAUCUCCAGUCCAUUUAGAUAUGAGAGAAAAAUGACACCCAAGGUGGCUUUCAUUAUGAUAAGUGUUUGCUGGACAUUAUCAGUCCUGAUAUCUUUCAUUCCAGUGCAACUCAACUGGCAUAAAGCAAAAACAACCAGUUUCUUUGAUUUGAACAUCACUUUACAAGGUAGCACGAUGGACAACUGUGAUUCCAGCUUGAACAGGACAUAUGCAAUUUCUUCAUCACUGAUUAGCUUCUAUAUACCAGUGGCCAUCAUGAUUGUAACUUACACAAGGAUAUACAGAAUAGCAGCUAAACAAAUAAGACGCAUCUCGGCUUUGGAAAGGGCAGCGGUACAUGCUAAGAACUGCCAAAAUACCACUGGCAAUGGAAGCAGUAUUGAUUGCCAGCAACCUGAAAGCUCAUUGAAAACAUCCUUCAAAAGAGAAACGAAAGUUCUAAAAACGUUAUCAGUGAUUAUGGGAGUAUUUGUAUGCUGCUGGUUGCCAUUUUUCAUACUAAACUGCAUGGUGCCAUUUUGUGACCCCAGUGCGAAAACAAGUGGAACAGAGCCUUUCUGUAUUAGUUCUACCACCUUUGAUGUUUUUGUGUGGUUUGGGUGGGCAAAUUCAUCAUUGAAUCCCAUUAUAUAUGCUUUUAAUGCGGAUUUCCGUAAAGCAUUUUCAACACUACUAGGCUGCUACAGGCUCUGUCCCACAUCUAGUAAUGCUAUAGAAACUGUUAGCAUUAACAAUAAUGGAGCAGUAGUCUACUCAUGUCAACAGGAACCGAAGAGUUCAGCUCCAAAAGAGUGUAACUUAGUUUAUCUGAUUCCACAUGCUAUUAUUUGUCCGGAAGAUGACAUCUUGAGUAAAGAUGAAGAAAGGUCUAUUUCUAAAAGUUUGGAGAAAAUGUCUCCAGCAUUCUCUGGGAUUUUGGAUUAUGAUGCUGAUGUCUCACUGGAAAAGAUAAAUCCCAUUACACAAAAUGGACAGUUAAAAACCUGA
Molecule: messenger RNA, 1356 nt
Organism: Pelobates cultripes (western spadefoot toad)
Lineage: Eukaryota; Metazoa; Chordata; Amphibia; Anura; Pelobatidae
Source: the annotation of a GenBank genome assembly